AACGCUACAAUGGGGUAAUGUUUACGACCACGCUUGAAAAUUUGUCCGAGUGAGAAAAGUGUCUGAACAGAAGCGAAAAGGGGCCAUUUUUACGUCACUUUUUUCAUCUUGCUGAUUGUGGCCCAUGGCCAGCGAUACGAAGAACUGAAGAAGACUAAUAACAAGAACAAGAUUACCAAAAAUAUGAAAACGAUCCAUAGGUCCACUCACGUGUCCACUGGCAAGAUGAGUUGUACAUAAAUACAGAAAUAUACGUGCAAGAGACAAUGAGAAGAUUUCUAAGGAAUCACAAAUACGAUUAUACUACUGUACUAUGACUGUAUGAGUGCUAGAAUGAUAUAUCAGGUCAAAGGAUAGAUCUACGACUGUCAGAAUGUAGAACAAUUUGGCCUAAACACAACUUACAAUAUUAAAGUACUGUAUAACAGGACUGGGAAAAUAAAAGUAGUCUCUGAUCUGGUGAUAGAUCAGUAGAUAUGACAUUUGAAUUAGACUAUAUAGUAAUUAUGGUCUUUCUGUGAUGGUAUUUCUGUAUUUGCAGAAUUGAAUAAAUUAAGAUUAUAGUUUAUGCUAUAGCCUACGAUAUGGAUAACAAAGAAGCUGUCAUGAACUCUUCAACACUAGAUCAAAAGCUGCAAAAUCUUAUAAACAAUGAGGAUGUUGAUGCAAUUAUAAAAGCUCAACAAACAACCUUGAGGAGACUUGAAAAAUCUAAUGCAAUGCUAACAAACUGCAAUACUCUUUCUUCACAACAACUUCUAUUGGCAAGUGAAAAGUUCACUCGUCACACUGCGACAUUGCAAGAAAUGCGUAAAGAUUUGCAGUCGAUAUUUACAAGAAUAAGAACUCUUCGGGCAAAAUUAAAGACACAGUACCCCGGUGAAUUUUCCUUGGCUCUUGAAAAUAAUAUGCAGAAUGUUUCAUUUCAAGAAAGUGGGGUUAUCCCUGUAAAAGAAGAAAAACAAAACGAACUAUAUGAAUCAUCAAUAAAAAGUCAUUUUAGCCAGAAGCCUGACUUGUAAUUUAAUAAUAAGUAUUUUCAUCUCUAUUUCAUGGUUAUAAUUAAAGAACAACCUUUUCCUGAAGAGCUCUCCUUAUCCAUGGAAGCUAGCAAAACUAGGUUUGAUUGGUUCUUGGCAAAUGUAAUAUGAUUAUUUAUAAAUAGAUAUAUGUUUUAUUUACUAUAUACAAUUAUUUUGAUGCUACUCCAUUACUCAUAUUCAUUCUGUGAUACCAUCCAGUAUUUUCAAGAGGUGAAGAAUUUCAAAAUAGGAGAAGGAGGAAUGUAUCAAAAAUUUGGGAUAUGGAGGAAGUUUUAUAGAGCAGAAAGUUGUAUUUAACAGCAGUUCAUGAUACACUCUGGUGGCAAAGAGUCCUCUGGAACAUGUUAUCUCGCAUGGGGUUCAAACCCCAAACUUACUAUCUAUUUUGGUGUCUCUGAUAUCGGAUUAUGUUUUCAUUGCAUGUCACUUUGCUGCAAAAAACAAGGUUAGAACACUGCUUGGAACUUGGCGCAGCUGAUAGUCUAUUUGUUCUGCUAUAUCUAUUGCUUUAUGAUCCAAUAUUAUUACUGUGUGCAAUGGUAUUAUAUUUUAUUUUUCAG
Styela clava is the source of this 1603-nucleotide messenger RNA. Its product is annotated as kxDL motif-containing protein 1-like. The record is from RefSeq and is a predicted model, not a curated record. Gene Ontology annotation, cellular component: BORC complex. Gene Ontology annotation, biological process: lysosome localization. Lineage: Eukaryota; Metazoa; Chordata; Ascidiacea; Stolidobranchia; Styelidae.